GCUACGUACCUUGUUUACCACUUCUCCAGAGGUGCCAGUUUCUCAAGCUGUGACUAUAAAAUCCUGUAGCUGUCCUGGCAAAGUCAGACAUCGUCCUCCAAGGAGCCGCAGCAAUGAAGGCAAUAGUCCUUGCCGUCCUCUUCCUCUUUAUUGCAGCCAAUGAAGCCAAAGUGUACUCCAGAUGUCAACUGGUUUCAAUUCUGAGACGAAAUGGCAUGGAUGGAUAUCGUGGCUACAGCUUGGGCAACUGGAUAUGUAUGGCUUAUUAUCAGAGCAGAUACAACAGCAGAUUUGUGGGGCCACAAACUUCAAAUGGCAAUCGUCAAUAUGGGAUUUUCCAGAUAAGCAGCCGUUGGUGGUGCAACAAUUACCAGGGUCCCACAGCUAAUGGCUGUAAUAAGCCUUGCAGUGCUUUCAUAAAUGAUGACAUCACCGAUGAUAUUACUUGUGCUAAAAGAAUUGUGCGUGAUCCCAAUGGGAUGAAUGCCUGGUAUGCCUGGCAAAAAAACUGCAAAGGAAAAAAUCUGUCAAGAUGGACCAGAGGCUGCUAGCUCUGAGUUUGAUGAUCCUGCAUUUCUCUUCCUCCUUCUGUUGUGACAAUGAUAUUAUUCCUUAUAUAACCAUAUUGAGCAGUUUGAUUCCAGACCUGUACUCCACAUGUUGGGAAGAAUGAGUUUCUUUGCACACAAAACAAUGAUUUUUAAAUGAUUUCUGGGUGGAAAAGAGGGAAACAUAAUGCUUUUAAAAAAUCUUCAAAACUUGCUUC
Molecule: messenger RNA, 766 nt
Organism: Pseudonaja textilis
Lineage: Eukaryota; Metazoa; Chordata; Lepidosauria; Squamata; Elapidae
Source: RefSeq, a predicted model, not a curated record